AUGUUCCCUAGCCCUGUGACCACCACGCCCUUCUCGGUCAAGGAUAUUUUGAACCUGGAACAGCAUCAGAGCGGCCUGGCCUCCAUGGAGCUCUCUUCGCUGUCCUCCCCCUCCUGCAUGGAGCUCGGGAGGCCGAUGGCAUCGCUGGGGCUCGGCCGCGUGUGCGCUCAACUGUGUUCCCUGCACAAAAGCCUGGAGCAGGAGAAGAGAGACCUGGAAGAUCCCGAGCGCCCCAGACAGAGGAAACGGAGGAAACCUCGCGUCCUCUUUUCUCAAGCCCAAGUCUACGAACUGGAGAGAAGGUUCAAGCAGCAGAAAUACCUCUCAGCUCCCGAGAGAGACCAUCUAGCGAACGUCCUAAAGCUCACCUCCACCCAGGUGAAAAUUUGGUUCCAGAACCGAAGGUAUAAAUGCAAAAGGCAGAGACAGGAUCAGACCCUCGAAAUGGUGGGCAUCCCGCCCCCCCGGCGGAUAGCGGUGCCGGUGCUGGUGCGCGAUGGGAAGCCCUGCCUGGGGGAGUCUUCUCCUUACAGCUCGCCGUACAAUGUCAGCAUUAACCCCUAUAGCUACAACGCCUACCCCGCGUACACCAACUACAACAGCCCCGCCUGUAACGCCAACUACAACUGCAACUACCCGGCCAUGCAGACCGUGCAGCCCUCGGCGCCCGGCAACAACUUCAUGAACUUCAGCGUAGGGGACUUGAAUUCAGUGCAGACGCCCAUCCCGCAGGGGAACGCGGGGAUCUCCACGUUGCACGGGAUCCGAGCCUGGUAG
Molecule: messenger RNA, 777 nt
Organism: Egretta garzetta (little egret)
Lineage: Eukaryota; Metazoa; Chordata; Aves; Pelecaniformes; Ardeidae
Gene: NKX2-5
Product: NK2 homeobox 5
Exons: 3
Coding region: 1-777 (258 amino acids)
Biological process (GO): cell differentiation; regulation of transcription by RNA polymerase II
Cellular component (GO): nucleus
Molecular function (GO): DNA-binding transcription factor activity, RNA polymerase II-specific; RNA polymerase II cis-regulatory region sequence-specific DNA binding
Source: RefSeq, a predicted model, not a curated record